Molecule: messenger RNA, 3241 nt
Organism: Alligator mississippiensis (American alligator)
Lineage: Eukaryota; Metazoa; Chordata; Crocodylia; Alligatoridae
Gene: MAP7D1
Product: MAP7 domain containing 1
Exons: 18
Coding region: 467-2782 (771 amino acids)
Biological process (GO): microtubule cytoskeleton organization
Cellular component (GO): microtubule cytoskeleton
Source: RefSeq, a predicted model, not a curated record
ACACGCACAUGCACACGCCCACACGCAGACCAUUUCUGGCUCUUGUUGCUGGUCACGCAAACUCCCCAGGGUGGGGAGUGGGUGGAGGGGAGUUUCCUGGCAGGGGGAGCAUGUUGCUGGGUGCACAGGUGUUCUGCAGGGAGUGUGCUCCAGGCCGGCGAGUGCAGGAAGGCUGACGGCCCCUCCAGGUGGGGGUGCCAGAGCAACCUCAGGAACAGGGAAUGCACCGCGCUGCCUGCCUGGGUUUGGCGCUGUGCAGGCUGAGCCCCGGCAGCUGGCUGGAGCUGAAGCCAGGACCCCAGCUAGAGACGUCGUGUGCCCCGAGAGCAACCAGCCCUGCGCCCCUGCCAGUCCCCACCCGGCACAGAGCGACCAGACCUGUGCUGCUGUCACACCCCUGGGCACCGGGAGCCUUUCUCCUCGCAGUAGCCAGCACCCCCCUGCCACCGGGACCCCACCAGGAGAAAUGCUGUCUGCCACAACCGACCAGCCUGCUCCUGCCCUCACAGCUGCUCCAGCACCUGGCCCAGGGCAGACGUGCUCCCCCGGCAGCGAGCAGCCUGCCCCUGCCAGUGCCCCCCUGGUUGCAGAGGGGGCUCCUCCUCAAGCCGAGAGCCCUCCUGGAGGCACCACACACUCCCCGGCCGUGGCAGCCCCCAUGGGAGAUCCUGUGCCUCCAAAAAGUGAUCAGCCUCCUCCUGCUGUGGCUGCUGCUUCUCCGCCUCCGGCCACAGUGGUUGCCAGCCCCCGGCCCAGGCAAGAUGUACAGAAAGCCCAGGCGCGGCACCGGCAGGCAAAGGAGCGUCGCGAGGAGCGAGCCAAGUACCUGGCUGCCAAGCGGGUCCUGUGGCUGGAGAAGGAGGAGAAAGCCAAGGUGCUGCGGGAGAAGCAGCUGGAGGACCGGCGGAAGCGGCUAGAGGAGCAGCGACUGAAGGCGGAGCAGCGCCGUGCGGUGCUGGAGGAGCGCCAGCGCCAGAAGCUGGAGAAGAACAAGGAGCGCUAUGAAGCCGCCAUCCAGCGCUCAGCCAAGAAGACCUGGGCUGAAAUCCGGCAGCAGCGGUGGUCAUGGGCCGGCGCGCUGCACCACGGCUCCCCUGCACACAAGGAUGGUGCGAGCCGGUGCUCAGUGUCAGCCGUAAACCUCCCCAAACAUGUGGACUCUAUAAUCAACAAGCGGCUGUCCAAGUCCUCUGCCACCCUCUGGAACUCUCCCAGUAGAAACCGAAGCUUGCAGCUGAGUCCCUGGGAGAGCAGCAUUGUGGACCGGCUCAUGACGCCCACACUUUCCUUUCUGGCCCGCAGCCGCAGCGCCGUGACACUGGCUGGGAAUGGCAAGGAACAGGGAGUGCCCGUGUGCCCCCGCUCCACCUCUGCCAGCCCCCUCAGCCCCUGCAACAACCACCGCGUGCAGCACCGGUGCUGGGAGCGCCGGAAGGGGACAGCCGGCAGCCCUGAUGUAACGCCGCGCCGGAGAGCUGAGCCCUUGCCAAAGAGGAAGGAGAAGAAAGACAAGGAGCGGGAAAAUGCCAAGGAGCGCAGCGCCCUGUCCCGUGAGCGUGGCCUCAAGAAGCGCCAGUCCCUGCCCGGAGGCCAGCCCAAGCUCCUGCCCACAGCUGAGAGCAGUCCAAAGAACCGGCCCUCGUCACCCGCCACCCCCAAGGCCCGGCCGGCGUCCCCCAGCCCUGCGCUCGGCUCACCCCACAGGCCCCCGCUGCCCCGCAGCACCCACGCCUCUCCCAAGGUGCGGGCUAGGAUCAAGGAGGAGCGGAAGGAGCGAGGGAGGAAGGAGGAGGAGGACACUGCUUCCCCAGCCCCGACUGAUGCCCCCAAGACUCCCAGGGCCACAGAGGAGCCCCCAGGUGCCGCAGCCCCCUCGGGUGCCCCCAGCCCGCCACCUGCCCCUGCUACACCGUCAGGCCGGCCCACAGCGGGCACCACAGACCGUGAAGAAGCUGCCCGCCUGCUGUCGGAGAAACGUCGGCAAGCCCGUGAGCAGCGGGAACGCGAGGAGCAGGAGCGUCGGGAGCAGGAGGAGCGGGAGCGGCGUGAAGCAGAGGAGCAGGCACGCCGGGCGGCUGAAGAGCGGGCACGGCGGGCAGCAGAGGCACAUCGGCAGGAUGAGGAGCGCCGGCGGCAGGAUGAGGAGCGACAGCAGCAGGAGGAGCGCGAGGCACAGGAGAGGGCACAAGCCGAGCAGGAGGAGAUGCAGCGGCUCCAGAAGCAGAGGGAAGAAGCCGAGGCACGGGCCCGGGAGGAGGCCGAGAGACAGCGGCUGGAGCGGGAGAAGCACUUCCAGAGGGAGGAGCAGGAGCGGCUGGAGAGGAAGAAGCGGCUGGAAGAGAUCAUGAAGAGGACGCGCAAGUCUGAUACGGCUGACACCAAGAAGACAGAAGACAAGAAAAUGGUGAAUGGGAAAGAAGCCAGGCAGGAGGGUGACACCGGCUCAGGCUGUGAGAAGCGGCUAGGGCUGCUGGCUAAGGAGGAAGAGCUGCCUGAGAAGGAGAUGCCAAGUACUGAGAGCCCAGAUGUGCGGCAGGGGACUGCCCCCGAGGGACUGCCGCCCAGUCCUCUCGCAAAGACCACAGCUGCCCCCGUAGCCCUGGUGAACGGCGUGCAGCCCAGCAAGCAUGAGAACGGGAUCCACGCCAAGGCGGCAGGGCCGGGUGUGGUGGAGCUGGCACACCACGGCAGCACUGGGGACCCCCUCAUCCCCUUCGGGGACACUGAGCCCUUCCUCAAGAAGGCCGUCGUCUCACCCCCCCAGGUCACAGAAGUGCUGUGAGGGGCCGUGCCCUGCAGAGCGCCCGUGCCCGCGGCGCCCAAGUGCCAACACGCGGCCGCGGCAGAGCUGUAGCUGUUACCGGACGACGACCCGCGACGGCCCCUCGCGCCCGGGCAGCGGCAGGGUGCAGCCCCCUUCCCCGGGGCUGGGGCCUGCUCUCGUUCUUGGUUUUUGUUAUUUUAACGUGCACCUUAUCGGACUGCCCUUCCCCACGCGCCCUCCCCGCGGUCUCCUGUAGCUAUUGAGCGGGCCGGGCCCAGGCCGUGAACACUGCGUGCCGCGCGGGCGGGGCCGGGGCCGCGCCCGUGUCCCGGGCCCGGGGCCGCGAGGCUCGGAGCGACGGGCUGGGCCUGCUGCGCCGCGCUCGGGCGGGAGCUGCGCGUGUCUUUCCCAGCGGUGCGCGCCGGGGCCAGCAUUGCGCAUCCGGGCCGCCUUCGCGCACAAUAAAAGGAAACAACG